UUGUGCCCUGUCUUUUUUCUGGACUAUUGGGUUUAGUUUUAUAGAUGAGUGAGGUGCUAUCUUCUGUUUGUUUGUUCUGAUAUUAGUGGCUUAGAUAGUGAAUUCCGCUGUUGUGGAUAACGGUUAGGAGAUAGUGUUUGACUUGUGCACGAUUUUGGCCAAGUUGUGAUUUUAGCUUUGAUUGCUUAUUUUCGGACUUUAUGCUCGGUUUUGAUUAUAAUCUUGUUUUCGAGUAUUAUGGGGUACACCUCAAAUGUUAUUAUUAUGUUGUUUAUGUUAUAUAUAUAUAUAUGCCGGCUGAAUGUCAUGCGUGUGUUUCUCUUCAAGAUUCCAAGCACAUAAUCCAUGAAAAGGGUUGAAAACUACGACAGUGUAAGCCAUGGUGAACAUUACAAGAAGAAUCCACGCCAAGUUAACUUCUAGCUAGCUGGAUUCGUAAGUGAAGCUAAACAAUGUCCUAAUAAUAACACCUCUUAGUAUUCUCAAAGGGAACAUGAACACUUAGAAUAUUCCCAUUGUUAUCAUCUUCAACUACCUACAUUGUGACUCAAAUAUCCAAUCGCAAUAAUAUCUGCUUGCCUUGCACUGCUUUCAAUCUCAGUACUAUUGCAACAUGGGAUUUUCUCCUUUUGGUCUUCAACAACUUGUUACUUCUUUUGCAGUUGUUGCCACAUUAUUGAGCAUUGUUGGCACAUCACAAGAGGGUCCUAUCAAUUCUUUAAGCCGUAGAUUUAUCCAUUCCCACAUCAAUGAACAAGAAAACGAUAACAAUAACUCUCCUAUUAUUGCUCGAGUACUGCAAGAUAAUCAAGGCAACGAUUCUCCAUCACCAGGUCACAACAAUACUCCAGCUUUGUUAUUAAUCCUGAAUGUGGUUCUUGUUCUUGCAAUCAUACUGCUCUUGAUGCUAUACUACAACACAGCAAGAAAACUGAACAAGAUGAUGAAGUUGCAGCAGCAGGAUCCCAAUAACAAAAAAUGCAAUGUUGUGAAGAAAGAGGUCGAAAAAGACGAUAUUGAAGAGAGCAGCGCUUGGGAGAAGAAGAUAGAGAUAGGAGAAAGUACAAAGAUGAGGGUGGAGGAGAGAAAAGAACUCAUGUUCUUCAACGGCAACAAGACAGGGUUUCAGAUGGGACAACUUCUAAGGGCGUCAGCAGAGACACUGGGACAGGGAAUGAUGGGGAACAGUUACAAGGCCAUGAUGCAUGAUGGACCGACCAUUGUUGUGAAGAGGCUGAGAGACCUGAAACCUUUCACUGAGAAGGAAUUCGAAGCACUGCUGCGUGUCAUUGCAGGGAUGCAGCACCCUAAUUUGUUGCCUUUGCUUGCUUACUACCAUUCAAGAGAUGAAAAGCUGCUUCUCUACAAAUAUGCACAGAAUGGGAACCUUUUCUCUAGGCUUCACGAUGGUAGAGAUGGAAAUCGGGUGCCAUUGAAAUGGAAUUCAAGGCUAUCAAUUGCAAAAUCCGUAGCUGGAGCAAUGGAGUACCUGCACAGUAACAGCAAGAACCCUAACAUUGUCCCACACGGCAACCUCAAGACCACAAACGUGCUCAUAGACGAAAACGACGUCGCCCUCGUCUCCGACUACGGCCUCUCCGCCCUAAUAGCCCAACCUAUCGCCGUUCAGCGCAUGGUCAUUUAUAAGUCACCGGAAUACGUCCAGUCAAAGCGAGUGACAGCGCAGUCCGAUGUUUGGAGCUACGGAUGCCUCCUCCUCGAGCUCUUAACCGGAAAAAUUUCUGCCUGCUCUUCUCCGCAUGGAUCGAACGGUGUUGAUCUGUGCGGUUGGGUUCAUAGAGCGGUGAGGGAGGAAUGGACGGCUGAGAUCUUUGAUAAAGAGAUCUAUAGGCAGAAGAAUGCUCAGAGUGGGAUGAUACGGAUGCUUGAGAUUGCGAUGCUUUGUACGGAGAGGUUCCCGGAGAAUCGGCCUGGGAUGAGCCAGGUUGUUAGGGAAGUUGAGAAGAUACAGGCGGUGCCUGCAGCGUCGGAGUCGGUGGAUGAGGAUGAUCUCUCUGCUGAGAGGUCUUUCACUGAUGAUUCUCUUUCUAUGUAUUCAACAAGUCACUCUGGAAUUAUUCUUGCAGAUAAUUAAGAAUGGCUAAGCAAUAAGCAUGCUUGAUUCGCAGCCGCUUUUAGACUUUAAUUAAUUGAUGUUAAAUUAAGAUGAUCCAAAAUAAAAAUGCCUAGUUAUUAGUUCUUUCUUCUAUCUUGGAAUCAAGAAGAAAUGAAAUUCGUUCAAUGAUAAUAUGAUAUACAUACAUGGCAUUUAAUUUACAGCAUGACGGCGUGGAAUAAUUUAGUUGGUUUCUAGUUUCCAUGUAUAUAAUUUUUUUUUCUCAUUUAAUAAUGUAACAGCGAGCAAUGUGUAUAUAUGAAUGAUGAUGAUUUAAGAAAGAAAUGAGUAAUGCUGUAAGGAGGAAUAACGACAAUAAUAAUAAGUAGCUAGCUACGAGCUAGCGAGCAUAAUGAUGCAAUUUUCUGAUUGAUAUAGC
Messenger RNA from Arachis ipaensis, 2495 nucleotides. RefSeq names its product putative inactive receptor kinase At2g26730. NCBI's taxonomy places the organism in Eukaryota, Viridiplantae, Streptophyta, Magnoliopsida, Fabales, Fabaceae. Gene Ontology annotation, molecular function: ATP binding; protein kinase activity. The record is from RefSeq and is a predicted model, not a curated record. Gene Ontology annotation, biological process: protein phosphorylation.